ACGUAUAACUCCCACAACCGUAUCAACCUCGAACAUUUUUAUAUCUACACUUCAGAACUCCAAUGGCCAUCCGCCAUCCUCUUUUGACAGUCAUUUAUCUCCAGCUGCUUACCGCCCACAAAGCCUGUCUCCGACUAAGAAAUCGCGUGCGAGUCUACACAGUGUUAGCAGUGCUGUAAGCAGGACGUCGGUGGAUACGGCCGAAACAGAUGAAAAUGAAGAGUCAACAGGCGAGAAUGUCUCUGGGAUAGGAACUUCACUGCCAGAUACGAGUACGAAUUCAGUCCAUUCGGCACUAAAUUCACCGACUAAAGGAAGAAAAAAGUCAGUUUCUGUGCAGGUUUUGAAUGAUCCAGACAUGAAGGAAAUAUUGCCUAUCGAACAUUAUAAUUCAUCGAGUACAACUAUUAAAGGAAGUUACCUUGUACACGAAGAUGGAAUGUAUUGUUUAUGUUUUGACAACUCCUUCUCUCGAAAGACAUCAAAACUGCUUACCUUUUUCGUAGCUUUGAGAGAUGAGGAAUCUCAAGAAGAGGUGAAAACAUCUCGAUCGGACAUAUCUGGGUGGGCCAAGCGCUGGGUACGAAUUGAGGAUGGCAUUCUUUCAUAUUAUCAACAUCCUUACGGUCCUUGUCGUGGAACAAUAUAUAUUGUACUAUCGACUGUAUCAUCUAAUCGCGCUUUCCGUUCAAUACAUAUGGAUUCUGGUACAGCUACAUAUCACUUGAAAACCUUGACUAAUGAAGACUUCGAUAAAUGGAUGGCUAUUAUUAGGAAAUAUGUUAAUCUCUCGAAGGAACGCCAACUAUUCGAUCCCGAAUAUUCACGGAUCACUUCGCCUCGUCAAUCCAUAGAUUUGUCUAGGCGAGCAAGUUUGUACAAGAGACAGAGCAUAAUUGAUAGGCGACAGAGUUUAUAUAGAGAUUCUAUAUUUAUAAGAACGGAAACCGGCGAAGAAUUGGCUAAAAUACGCGGAUUCUCGUCUAGCAUGGAUAAUGGUUUAAAGACAGUAAAGGAGGUAUUAGAUACACUAAAGACAUCAAUUGAUAACCCACCUUCACCUAGUAUCCAAAGAGCACAUACUCCGACAAGUGAUAAGUUUAGAAUAAGGAAACCUUUCAUUUCUCUUGGAAGACAUGUUAAUUCAACGGAUGCGCCACCUCCAACCUCGCCGACACCCUCAAGUUUGGGCAUGUUUGAUCUCCUGUACGAAAAGUUGAAUGCAGCCCAUGAAUCACUAAAACGUGACAAAGAUCAAUUAUUUGAAUUUUUUGCUUCUGAAGCAGAUAAGUGGAAAGCAAUUGAUAGUGCUUACCGCAAAUUGGUAGCUGAACAUGACGAGUUGCGGAAAUAUUAUUCUGAAGUUCAACCAAGUGAUUCUGAACAAGUAGUACACGAUAUUAGUGCUGACAAAUUCGAGUCAAUAGAGGACGUCAGUUACCGUGCACAGUCAUUGACUUCUAAUUCCGAAAUCUUUUUUGAUGCUGAGGAUAUAGUGCUUAGUCAUGAUACAGCAGACGAAGAUGAUAGUGAUGCCGAUGGAGCUAUUGUUGAAGUUAUUGAAGAAGAGAGUGACGCAGAGGAAUUAUCUGAUACAGAAGAGGACAUCGAUGGAUCAUUGACAGAGAUCGAAGCUCCAGCUGCUAUUGAUUCGAUGACUAUUCAGCGCCGGAAGAAUUUACCGUAUCCAGUUUGUGGAGAUUCUGUUAGUUUAUUAUCUAUUCUGAAGAAGAAUGUGGGGAAAGAUUUAUCUACUAUUGCUAUGCCGAUAUCCUUGAAUGAACCUAUAAAUCUGCUACAGAAGCUUGCUGAAGAGUUGGAAUAUAGUGAUUUGUUACAUAAAACAGCCAGUUUGGGUGACUCAAUGAAUAGACUAAUGCAUGUUGCAGCAUUUGCCGUAAGCGGCUUUGCGUCUUCACAGUAUAGAAUUGGAAGAAAACCAUUUAAUCCAUUGCAUGGUGAGACGUAUGAGUGUUUACGACCAGACAAAGGCUUUAGGUUUAUCUCUGAGAAAGUCAGUCAUCAUCCGCCAAUAAUGGCAUGUCACGCUGAAGCAGAAGAUUGGGUCUUUUGGCAAGAUUCGAAAUUGAGGACAAAGUUUUGGGGUAAAUCUAUGGAACUAAUAUCAACCGGAAAUGUACAUGUAUCAAUUCCAAAAUAUGGAGAUCAUUUCAGCUUCAACAAACCAUCGACGUGGAUCCGCAAUAUGGUAUCGGCAAAUAAAUAUCUCGAACAUGCAGGAGUAAUGCGUGUAGAGAACCUAACAACGGGUGAAGCGUGUGAGAUCACUUUUCACCAAAGUGGCAUGUUUAGUAACGGACCGAAGAAUGACAUCAAUGGAGUGCUCUGGGAUUCGAAUAAAAAGAAAGUGGGUAGCAUUUCUGGUAAAUGGAAUGAAGUCCUCUACCACGAGAUAGGACCCAACCAACUAGAAGUUAUAUGGAAAGCGAACAAACCGGCACCAGAUCAUGAACAGUACUAUGGAUUCACUCAAUACACCAUGGAGCUGAACGAGUUGACUGAUGACAUUAAAGAUCAUCUACCAAAUACUGAUACGAGGUUGAGACCAGACCAACGUUUGUUCGAAGAAGGAGACGUGGAUAAUGCGGAAUCAGAAAAAUUGAGAAUAGAACAGAAACAGAGAGAAUAUAGAAAGUUCUUGGAAAGAACGGGUAAAAAAUGGGAACCCCAGUGGUUUAAGCUAGAGAAUGAUGUGUGGGUGUACAGCGGUAAUUAUUGGGAGACGAGAGGACGAAAAGCAUUUGAAAAAAAGGUCGAGUUAUGGUGA
Messenger RNA from Paraglomus brasilianum, 2788 nucleotides. NCBI's taxonomy places the organism in Eukaryota, Fungi, Glomeromycota, Glomeromycetes, Paraglomerales, Paraglomeraceae. The record is from the annotation of a GenBank genome assembly.